Messenger RNA from Homarus americanus (American lobster), 1222 nucleotides. Its product is annotated as origin recognition complex subunit 3-like. The record is from RefSeq and is a predicted model, not a curated record. Gene Ontology annotation, cellular component: DNA replication preinitiation complex; nuclear origin of replication recognition complex; nuclear pre-replicative complex. Gene Ontology annotation, biological process: DNA replication initiation; DNA replication. NCBI's taxonomy places the organism in Eukaryota, Metazoa, Arthropoda, Malacostraca, Decapoda, Nephropidae. Gene Ontology annotation, molecular function: DNA replication origin binding.
UGUGAAUGUUGCCAUCUUGAAGAUUCUUCUAGUGUUGUGACAACCUUACCUGACAGCAGCGUGGCAUACAAACUUCACCUGGAAUGCAGCCGCCUCAUCAACCUGUAUGACUGGCUUCAGGCCUUCAUAUCAGUUGUAGAUCCAGAGGAAGAUGUAUCCAGCAAGAGAAACAUAGACCAGAAACUACAAGCUCGGUUUGUUCAAGCUGUUUCUGAAUUGCAGUUUUUGGGCUUCAUUAAACCUACUAAACGCAAAACAGAUCAUGUAGCCAGGCUCACGUGGGGUGGAUGUUGAUAUCCGAGAUGAAGUUUGGUGAUCAUACUGCUGUUGCUGCUGCCACAUUUGAAGAUAGUUUUAAGUACCGGUAUACAUUCCCUAAUGUUGGAUCAGUACUGUAAGUAAAAAAUUAAUUGUUGUAUUACAUUUCUUUGUAUUUUUGUAUUUCUACAAUGCGUUGGAAGAAUUAUAUUUAUUAUUCUUAUGAGACAAGCCAACUGAACCAGUGUUUUAAAUUUUGGCUGUGUUGUUUUUUCUUAAUAAAUAUUUUGCUUUGACAUUUUUUUCACUGGAAUGGAUUGGUUAAUUGAAUUAAUAUUUUUUAUUACUGAACAAACAGAAUAAGGACUACAAGAGUACUUCUAUGGAGAGAAAAUAAUUUUCAUUUUGCAGUUAGAAAUUUACAUCCUAGAAAACUUACAGGAAGUGAUAAAUUAGAGCUAAAAAAAAUAAAUUAGUAAUAACCCUGUAAGCUGAAAUAAUUGGUGCAGAGCUUUUUGGGAAUGAGAAAUUUCCAGAUAAUGAUACGAAUCUCUCAAACCCAGAAAAAUUCCAAAUCCCUGGAGUUUUUCCAGGUACUAUACAUACUGGGAAAUGGUUUCUAGAAUCUAAACUGUGCAUUGCACACAGACAACAUUUUUGCACAUCCUCAAAAUGUUUCUGGGUACAGUAAAGCUUUGAAUAAUGACGAUAAUGUGUCCUCCAAUAUGGCAGUGUAAGGUGAAUCAUCGUAUCUUGAGUGCUGCAUUAUUUACUUAGCGUCCCCCCCCCUCCAUCACUUUUAUGAUGCUUCAUUCUUUGCUUGCAGUGCUGGUAAGUGUUACUUUUUGAAAAUUAGUAAUUACAUGUAUAUGGGCCGAUUUUUUAUUGUAUUUUUGUAUUGUUGUACCUCAAUAAAUUGUAAUUUGGGAUAAUUCGGCAAGACCAGAGCCGCUAUGUGCCGAUU